This is a messenger RNA of Penicillium concentricum, 1044 nucleotides long. RefSeq names its product zinc-dependent alcohol dehydrogenase family protein. The transcript has 4 exons. Lineage: Eukaryota; Fungi; Ascomycota; Eurotiomycetes; Eurotiales; Aspergillaceae. Gene Ontology annotation, molecular function: oxidoreductase activity. The record is from RefSeq and is a predicted model, not a curated record. Bases 1 to 1044 code for a protein of 347 amino acids.
AUGUCUCCCUCCACUAUGAAGCAAUGGGUCGUUCAAGAUCAGGAGCACGACUUCGACGGUCUUGUUUACAAGGACGCCGCCGUUCCGAAAGUCGGCGAAAAUGAAGUCUUGGUGAAGCUCCAAGCUGCAUCGCUGAACUACCGUGACCUCACUAUCCCAAAGGGCAUCUAUCCAUUCCCUCUCAGCCUUCCUGUAGUGCCAGGCUCGGAUGGCGCCGGUGAAGUCAUCGAAGUGGGAUCCAAGGUCGUUGAAUUCAAGAAGGGUGAUCAAGUUGCAACUCUCUUCAAUCAGGGUCACCAAUAUGCCGAGAUUGACACAUACGCCGCGGGUACUGGCCUAGGUGGUGUGAUCGACGGUACCCUGCGCGAGUAUGGCGUAUUCAAUGAACAGGGUCUUGUGAAGUCGCCAACCAACCUCAAUGCCCGCGAGGCCAGCACUCUACCAUGCGCAGCGCUCACCAGCUGGAAUGCACUGUAUGGCCUGAAGCCUCUGAAGCCCGGCCAGAUCGUUCUUGUACAAGGAACCGGUGGUGUCAGCAUGUUUGGCUUGCAGUUCGCCAAAGCUGCUGGUGCAACAGUUAUCGCUACAACUUCUUCUGCGGCAAAGGCCGAGAAGCUUAAGAAGCUUGGUGCUGAUCACGUCAUCAACUAUAAGACUGAGCCCCACUGGGGUGAAGCUGCUCGCAAGCUGACUCCUGGCGGAGCUGGUGUGGACCACAUCAUCGAAGUUGGUGGUAGCGGAACUCUCAUGGAGAGCUUCAAGUGCAUCAAGUUCGAGGGUAUCAUUAGUGUUAUUGGGUUCCUUUCAGGCGUGGAUCCCAAGACACAGCCCACUGUUCUGGAGGCAUUGACUCACAUCUGCACCGUGCGUGGUGUUUAUGUUGGCAGCAAGGCUCUCAUGAAGGAUAUGAUCCGAGCCAUCGAGGCCAAUGACAUCCACCCUGUGGUGGAUGACAAGGUGUUUAGCCUUGACCAAACACGGGAAGCAUAUGAUUACAUGUUGGCCCAGAGCCACUUUGGAAAGUUGACCAUCAAGAUCAACUAA